GGUCAACCAAGCGCCGACCGACCAAGCCGAACCGAGAGAGAAAUCAGCUGUUUUGGUUUUUGUCUUGUUGCGGAUAAACAACGUUUUGUCAAGUUUGUUAAUAGCUAAGUAAACGGAAGCAAAGAACAAAAAACGGAAAAAAGAAGGAAAAAUGCUAGAUGAUGGUUUGGACGAUUUACUGGCAGAGAUUUGUGAACCAACUUCUCCAAAACAAGCAAAGUUAGAAACAAUAUCACCACCCAAUAUCCAUCAGCUACCCGGUACGAGUAAGGAUACAAUACCCAAACCCUCAUCUUCAAAAACACACUGUGUGCUGGUUAAUCAGAAGCAGAGAGGCAACCCAUUGUUGAAAUUCAUCACACAUGUACCAUGGGAAUAUGAUGAUGUUACACCAGACUAUGAAGUUGGCAAAACAAUAUGCAUAUUAUUUUUAUCUCUAAGGUAUCACAAUAUGAAUCCAGAUUACAUUAACAAUAGGUUAAAAGAGUUAGGCAAGAAGUAUGAAUUACGAGUUCUCCUAGUGCAGGUUGAUUUAAAAGAUCCACACACUCCACUGAAAAAUUUAACCCGAAUAUGCCUUCUAACUGAUUUGACCCUUAUGCUAGCAUGGAGUCCUGAAGAAGCAGCUAAAAUAAUAGAAAAUUACAAAAUCUAUGAAAACAAGCCACCUGAUAGCAUCAUGGAAAAAGUGGAAAAUGACCCACAUCAGAAGAUAAUAAAUGCAUUGUCAUCUAUAAAGCCGGUAAAUAAAACUGAUGCUAUGACUCUUCUAAAAACAUUUGGCACACUUGGAAAUAUCAUACUUGCCUCAGAGAAUAGAUUGGCAGAAUGUCCUGGAUUUGGAGCUACAAAAGCUAAAAAACUUUAUAAAGCGUUACAUGAACCAUUUUUGAAAAGGCCACACAAAAAUAUAAGUGAAAAAAAGGAUGAAGAAUUUUCGGAGAACCUAAACUUAGAGGAUAUUGAAAACAUAGAAACUGAAAGUGGAAGUAAAGAAAGCUGACAAAAUGCUUUACAAAAUCGUGUUAUAAAUGAUAUUUUAAGGGAAGUAUUUACAUUCCUAGGGCUAAGAGAUAUUCUCUGUAAUUGUAUUUUAAUAAUCUGUAAAUAUUAUUGUCUGUAUAUUAUUUUAAAAUAUGCCCCUGGAUAUUCUCUGUAAUUGUAUUUUAAAUAUCUCUGUAUUUUUUCUAAAUUAUGUAUCACAUCACAUGUAUUUUGUUUGUUUUUCUAACAGGGCAGUUUCCAAUAAACUUUUUUUUAAGUUUGCCUACUUACUAGUUUAUUUUGAUUACUGAAAAUAUUUGAGACAGGAAUUAUUUUGUUUAUUUGUCUGUGAGAUGGCUGAAUGCUGAAUUCAACUAUCACAACAGACACGGCAUAUUGGUUCACGUGACAGACAUGCCACACAGCAAACGAGACAUAUA
This is a messenger RNA of Chilo suppressalis (striped riceborer), 1424 nucleotides long. The record is from the annotation of a GenBank genome assembly. NCBI's taxonomy places the organism in Eukaryota, Metazoa, Arthropoda, Insecta, Lepidoptera, Crambidae.